GCUCUCACACCAAAAGAUCUCUGAUGCCUCUUUUUUUAAGUUUUUCAGUAACUUUCAUACGCGCACACACACGGACAUGCCCUCUCUCUUUCUCUCUCUCUCUCUCUGAAGCCUGUGGCAAAACAUAGAAGCAGAGGAAACAGCAUAUACACGAAACACCAUGUUAUUGAACAGAUCAAAUCCACCAUUGUUUCUUCUUCUUGUGGGGUUUGUUUUCUCUCUUGUUCUUUUCACAUCCUCUUCACCAACCACUUUCACUUCUCAUCUCCAGACUCUAAAUUUUCCGGAGGCUGUUAGUGAAAGGGUGAAUGGUGUUUUGGUACCAUGGGAGACAAGAAGGCGUCUUGAAGAAGAGAACUCGAACUCUUCUCUGAUAUUGGCUGCAAAAAGAACUCGAAGACAAGACCCUUUGGAUAAAUUUAAGCGUUAUACUGGUGGCUAUAAUAUCAGCAAUCAACAUUACUGGGCUUCUGUGGGUUUCACGGCUGCUCCUUUCUUUAUCAUUGCUGGAAUUUGGUUUGUGCUCUUUGGAUUGUGCUUGGCCUUUAUCUGUCUCUGUUAUUGCUGUUGUCGAAGAGAACCUUAUGGCUAUUCUCGAAUAUGCUAUGCCCUCUCUCUCAUUUUCCUCAUUCUCUUCACAAUUGCUGCAAUUAUGGGGUGUGUUGUCCUCUACAUUGGUCAACAGAAGUUUCACAGCAUUACUACACACACAUUGGAUUAUGUUGUGCACCAGGCAAAUGUUACUGCUGAAAACCUCAGGAAUGUAUCAGAUUAUCUUGCUGCAGCUAGAAGUGUCUCUGUGGAUAAUAUGCUUCUGCCAGCCAAUGUCCGAAACAACAUUGGUGACAUUGAAACAAAGAUCAACUCCUCUAGCAGCACUCUUUCCAGUCGUACACAAGAUAAUUCUAAGGAUAUACAAGAUGGUUUAGAUAGCAUGAGACUAGCUCUUAUUAUACUUGCUGCCGUAAUGCUUGCUUUGGCAUUUCUUGGAUUCUUAUUCUCCAUUCUUGGACUGCAGUGUCUUGUAUAUUUCCUGGUGAUUCUUGGGUGGAUUCUGGUUGCGGGCACAUUUAUUUUGUGUGGUGUAUUUCUUCUUGUCCAUAAUGUGGUUGCAGAUACAUGUGUUGCAAUGGAUGAGUGGGUCCUGAACCCCACCGCCAAAACAGCAAUGGAUGAUAUAAUCCCUUGUGUGGAUAAUGCAACUGCUCAGGCAACCUUGCAGCAAACCAAGGAAGUCACUUACCAACUUGUCAAUGUGGUUGAUGGCAUCAUCAAAAAUGUCUCCAACAGAAAUUUCCCACCACUGGUACCUUUGUAUUACAACCAAUCUGGUCCAUUGAUGCCUGUUCUUUGCAACCCGUAUAAUUCUGAUUUCACAGAACGGCAAUGUGCUGCUGGCGAAGUGGACUUGAACAAUGCUACUGAGGUGUGGAAGAGUUAUACCUGUCAGGUUCAAUCUGGUAUUUGUAAGACACCUGGGAGAGUUACUCCCAGUUUGUAUAACCAAAUGGCAUCUGCAGUAAACUUGAGCUAUGGGUUGCAUCGUUAUGGCCCUUUCUUGGUUAACUUGCAAGACUGCACUUUCGUUCGACAAACUUUCACUGUCAUCAGCCACUCUUACUGUCCAGAUUUGAGGCAAUAUACGGGAUGGAUCUACAUUGGGCUGGUGAUGGUAUCUGCUGCUGUAAUGCUGUCAUUGAUCUUCUGGGUAAUCUAUGCAAGAGAGCGAAGGCAUCGUGUAUAUACCAAGCAGUCAAUGUCCAGAGACGUGGAAGGACGAGACAAGGCCCCAUAAAGAUGUGCUAAUUAGUUUAUUAGGUUGCUCUAUUCUGUGUAUAUCUUUGGUAGCAUACAUUGCAUUAUUUUUGGACUUUGUCGAUUAUGUGAGUCCUUAGGCUUGGCUAUAACUCAGUACAGCUCUUUUCAUGGGUGUGUGUUCAUAAUGAAAUGUUGCUUCUUACAUCAACUUUAAGCAAUGAUGAUUUAUAGACUUGUAUUAUCAUA
Hevea brasiliensis (rubber tree) is the source of this 2004-nucleotide messenger RNA. RefSeq lists its product as uncharacterized. The transcript has 9 exons. Lineage: Eukaryota; Viridiplantae; Streptophyta; Magnoliopsida; Malpighiales; Euphorbiaceae. The coding region runs from base 161 to 1795 and encodes 544 amino acids. The record is from RefSeq and is a predicted model, not a curated record. Gene Ontology annotation, cellular component: plasma membrane; plasmodesma.